AUGAAGGACGGCCGUCUGCAAGCUGGCCAUGAGCAGGGAGGGUCAGAGAUGGGUCAGAGUCCAACGGGACACCGGAAGUCGUUUCGGAGGUGUUGCAAUGUCCGAAGUCCAUCCGCACAGCCGCACAGCCCACUCUCACUUCCUUCUCAUUCCUCACAGAUCACACCCCCAAAUUGGCCCGAUGGAGCACAAAGAGGCCUCAGAGACGGCAGAAUAGAGGGAAUGCUGAUGUGGGCUGAGAGGAACAACUGA
Messenger RNA from Protopolystoma xenopodis, 252 nucleotides. Lineage: Eukaryota; Metazoa; Platyhelminthes; Monogenea; Polystomatidea; Polystomatidae. The record is from the annotation of a GenBank genome assembly.